GUCACUCGCGGACACCGUAUUUGAUAAAGGCCAAUGCUGGCCAACGUCGCUGGUAUAUGCAUGAGGUAGCCAAUCCGAAGCUUCGAGCGGUGAUGCUAAUGCCAACAGCGAAUCAUCGCACGCCUUCCCCGAACGCCCGUCCCGCAACACCAUCCAUGUGCAGCGUCAAAUGCCAAGCCUUCUCAUACUUCGGCUGCUCUGAUGUAUAUGUUACUCUCCCCGCUUUACCCAGUCGUAUGAGCAACAUCUUCACAGCCAAGGGGUAGCCUAUCAGCACUACCUCCGCGUCGAUGUGAGCGCGAACCUGCGCGUACCUCUGCGCACCCAUGUGGAUGCGCGUCCCGUGCUCCACAACUCUGUACUUCUUUGGCGCACACAGGCUCACCAUCAGAGACACAUAGUCGAACUAUUGACUGUCGAUCGCUCUCGUGAGUGAUGGACUGUGAUGGAGCAUGGAACACGCACCGGAGAGACCUAUAAAACGCGGAGAAAUAUUGUCCGAGUGGUUUCUCAUCUCGAGUCCCACCAGACCUCGUCUUCAUCUUCGUCUUUUUCGUCCUUUGAGCCUGCCAGCAUGCGCGUGUCCAUCAACUUCGUUCUCGCCCUCGUCGGCGCCCUCACCGCGUCUGCAGCACCCAUUCAAGAGAUCGAGGAUUGGGUCAGCUCAGUCACCCAGGUGGCUCAGAGCGACAUCGACGGUUGGACGCCCUACACCCAGUUCGCGCGGGCGGCGUACUGUGAUCCGAGUGCGACUAAGACCUGGACGUGUGGAGAGGCCUGUGAUGCUGUGCCUGGUUUCCAGGCUACUCUCACUGGUGGCGACGGUGACACCAUCCAGAACUACUUUGUCGGCUACUGGCCCGACCAGAACGCUGUCGUCGUUGCUCAUGAGGGCACGGAUCCGACCCAGUUCCAGUCCGACCUGACGGACGCCGACAUCCCCAUGGAGAACCUGGACGCUGGUCUCUUCCCUGGCGUUCCCGACGCCGUCCAGGUGCACAAGGGGUUCGCAGAUGAGCACGCCAAGACUGCGAAGGACAUCUUGACCGAGGUCAACAACCUCAUCUCGCAGCACAGCGCGACUGAGGUCGUCCUCGUCGGCCACUCGCUUGGCGGUGCCCUUUCUGAGCUCGAGUCGCUUUACAUGACACUUAACCUGCCCUCGAGCAUCAACGUCAAGGGCCAGACGUACGGAACGCCUCGUGUCGGCAACGGUGACUAUGCGUCCUUCUUCGAUGGCAAGGUCGGCGACUUCAUCCGCAUCAACAACAAGAAGGACCUCAUCCCGAUCGUGCCCGGCCGCUUCUUGGGCUUCUCGCACGUCCAGGGCGAGACUCACAUCACUGACGACGGCACCGUGUAUGAGUGCCCCGGAGACGACGACGCCGACGAUGACCAGUGCACGAUCAAGACGGUCCCCAACGUCUUUGAUGGCGACAUCACCAACCACCUCGGACCGUAUCCCGGCAACAUUUACAUGGGCACUAUCUAUUGCACGUAGUUUUGUGCAGCGAAUCUCGAGGAGUCGACUGUUUUUGCUGUUCUGUAUUUAUGUUUUGGGUUGUGCCGUGACAUCUUCUCGGUAAUUUGUUGGCUACGAUACCAUAUUUACGGAUAUAUUAUUUCUUGUAUGUCAAGUGUACGCACGAAUA
Molecule: messenger RNA, 1652 nt
Organism: Coniophora puteana RWD-64-598 SS2
Lineage: Eukaryota; Fungi; Basidiomycota; Agaricomycetes; Boletales; Coniophoraceae
Product: alpha beta-hydrolase
Exons: 5
Coding region: 575-1501 (308 amino acids)
Biological process (GO): lipid metabolic process
Source: RefSeq, a predicted model, not a curated record